This is a messenger RNA of Capsicum annuum, 909 nucleotides long. RefSeq names its product receptor-like protein 14. Gene Ontology annotation, molecular function: protein binding. The record is from RefSeq and is a predicted model, not a curated record. The transcript has 5 exons. Lineage: Eukaryota; Viridiplantae; Streptophyta; Magnoliopsida; Solanales; Solanaceae. The coding region runs from base 1 to 909 and encodes 302 amino acids.
AUGGAUGGUGCUGCUGCUAUUGUUGUUGGAAUGAAGAAAGGACUAUUGCAGCUAAAGGCAAACAUAAAAUACAGUACAAGCGACGACGACGACUAUUUGUCAUCGUGGGGGGCUAAUGAAACCUCGGAUUGUUGUCGAUGGGAGGGAAUUGUUUGCAGCAACAACACCAGAAGAGUCAUAGAGUUGUCCAUUAGUGCUAAGGAAGAACAACUUAGUAAUGGUAUAUAUACUGGUAAUAUUUUGAGGAACUGGCUUUUUAAUGCAUCUUUAUUUGUUCCCUUCAAAUAUCUCAAAGCUCUGCUCCUACCUGGACAUUUUUUGGCUGGUUGGGUGAAGAAUGAAGGUUUCGAGAAACUGAGACGACUGAGAAAACUGGAAGUACUUGAUUUGUCAGGGAAUAGAUUCAAUCACAGCAUCUUUGAGCCUAUUAGUCAACUUUCAUCUCUCAAGUCAUUGAACCUCUCAUUUCAUCGGAUCAGGUUCCGACUUUCUGAGAGAUUGUCAGGGUUAGACAAGCUGGAAAUCCUAGAUUUGAGCUAUAACAAUCUAUAUCUUGAAAACGUUUUCUCUACUCUACAGAUAAAUACAUCUACUAUGGCAUUGAAGUGUCUCGAUAUAAGCUACAACCGGUUCCGGAGUUUUCUACCAAAUGAAGAUACAUAUAUUUCUGGAAGAUUCUUCAUUUCAGUUGAUUUUUAUCGCAUCCCAGGCUUGCUUGGCAUAUUUGAGCCUUUUCCCUAUAAAGUAACGUAUAAGGCUUCAGGUGAAGUUGGGAGGUUUAAAGCUAGACUAGUAGCAAAGGGAUAUGGACAUAGAGAAGGAAUUGGUUAUCAAGAAACAUUUUCACCUGUUGUGAAGAUGAAGACAGUGGGGAUCGUACUUGCUGCUGCAGCUAGAAAAUACUGGUAG